CUUUACCAGCUUUCGGUCACACUGACGUCUAUGAGCGUGGAAAAGAAUAAGAGAAAUACGAUUUGUCAAAACGUUUUCACUUUGAAUAGAAUACCUGCUUAGACAUGGAUAAUUUCGGCCUGGGAGGAGUAGAUCUCAGCAAAGGACAAAUGUUUCAAGUACUGAUUCGUUUGUCUGUGGCUUCGCUGAUAACUUAUUAUUCGGUGAAAUGGAUGAUGAACCAGAUGGAUCCGACUAGUAAAAACAAGAAAAAAGCCAAAGUCCUCGCCGAAGAGCAAUUAAAGAGACUUGCCGAAAAAGAUGGAUUUAAACUGAAUGCGCAGGAAUUUAACGACUAUGAACUAAUGAUUGCGUCACAUCUUGUUGUUCCGGCCGACAUAACAGUCAGUUGGUCUGAUAUCGCUGGACUGGACACCGUCAUAAAAGAACUACGUGAAUCUGUGGUUCUGCCGGUUCAGCACAAAGACCUCUUCAAGCGUUCGAAACUUUGGCAGGCGCCCAAAGGCGUCCUUCUCCAUGGACCACCGGGUUGCGGCAAAACGCUGAUAGCGAAGGCAACGGCAAAAGAGGCGGGUAUGCGCUUUAUCAACCUGGACGUUGCAAUUCUUACUGAUAAGUGGUACGGGGAAUCCCAGAAAUUGACUUCCGCCGUUUUUUCGCUAGCAGCGAAAAUUGAGCCAUGCAUUAUAUUUAUUGACGAAAUCGAUUCCUUCUUGCGAUCUCGCAACUUGAAUGACCACGAGGCCACCGCUAUGAUGAAGACUCAGUUUAUGAUGUUGUGGGAUGGCCUAAGCACAAACACCAACUCGACGGUGAUUGUUAUGGGCGCCACUAACAGACCUCAGGAUCUUGAUAAGGCCAUUCUGCGACGUAUGCCAGCUCAGUUCCACAUUGGCCUCCCUACCGAGUCACAGCGAAAUGAGAUCCUGAAAUUGAUAUUACAAACGGAGGAAAUUAGCCGAGACGUUGACCUAAAUCGCUUAUCCAAACUCACAAAUGGAUUCUCGGGAUCAGACCUUCGUGAAAUGUGCCGAAAUGCAUCAGUCUACAGGAUGAGACAGCUUAUCACAUCUAGUGAUCCAUCCGGUGCAGCCUUGGAUCGAAAUAAUGUUAGCAUCACUAUGGAUGACUUGCUAAGCUCGCACUUGAAAAUUAAAGAGUCUAAAAUGCACACGGGAAGCUUAUUUUUAGAGAAUAGAAUCGAGCUAGACUAAGUUCUUUAUUGUUGAUUUCUUGUGUCAAUAUAAUAUAUCAAAAAGUAAAGGUAAAAAUAAAGUUAAGUAAAAGUAAA
Drosophila eugracilis is the source of this 1291-nucleotide messenger RNA. RefSeq names its product outer mitochondrial transmembrane helix translocase (gene nmd). The transcript is spliced from 2 exons. The record is from RefSeq and is a predicted model, not a curated record. Gene Ontology annotation, molecular function: ATP binding; ATP hydrolysis activity. Bases 105 to 1214 code for a protein of 369 amino acids. NCBI's taxonomy places the organism in Eukaryota, Metazoa, Arthropoda, Insecta, Diptera, Drosophilidae. Gene Ontology annotation, cellular component: mitochondrial outer membrane.